AUGUCAAACUCAAGCCAAAAGGUUGGUAUUUGGUUUGUAUUGUAGCUAUAUAUUUACCGUAAGGAUUUAAGAUUUGACGGCAUAUCACUAUAUUGGAUGAAGCCUGCAAAUUUGAUGCUGUAUUGAUGAUGAGUAUGAUGAUUGUAUCGAGUCGGGCCUCUGCUUGCUUCGCAAAACUUUUCGGCCCAAAUUUGAACAGCUCGUUGUGUCGAAAUGCGAAAUUUUGCAACUUUCGAGGGCAUGAUCUUAAAAUCAACUAGAUAAUUACUAGAUCAUUCAUAAUUACUGACGCCAACGACAUUAUUGGAUAUAUUGCAGCCAGCUUCGGCCUUCGGCCUCAGCUGGCUGCGGCCGAAGCUGGCUGCAAUAUAUCCAAUAAUUUAUGCCGUUGGCCUCAGUAAUUAUCGACGGUACAACUGAAGUUGUAAUCAGGUUGCAUGCGACAGUUUUAGGCAAAUGUUGUGUGGUGCCAGAAAUCGGUUUCAGGCACCAACUGAGAUAACGAAAUUUAAUCAGCCAUGUGCAGUGAACCUUGCGAAAUUUAUUCACCUCGGGGCUAGUAUACUGGAAAACGCGGCCGCGGACACGCGGACACUUGCGGAAAAUACGGACAGUUGUGGAAAAGACGGGCAGUUGUAAGACUGCACGAUUGUAUGUAGUAGAGUAUUUUUAUACUACAGGGUGUAUAAAAGAAACCCGCAAACACUAUAAUUUGCAUAAUUCUGCUGCUUAAGUUAAUAGCAUUUCGAUGUCUGUGCUACUUAUUUUGCCCCUGGGAUUUGUAAAUACAUUAGAUAGAUAUAAACUUUAUUUAUACACGCUGACCCCGUCAACCGAAGCUGAUUUCCACGGGGGCGUGUGCAAAAAUAGAAAAAUGUUAAAUGGAGGUAGAAUAUUAGGUAGAAUAUUAAAUUAUUUACAUGAUAAGAAGGUUAUUAGAAUAUUUAACAGUUAUUCUACGAACUCGAGUCGAAUAACUGUUUUAUUAUAUACACAAGGUCUGAAUUCACAGACUUUGCUUUUCGGAUAUUUUCAAUAUUUUUCUAUUUUGUUUAUGUUUUUAUCUUCGCUCUUUCGGCCAAUUAUUGUUUCAAAAAUAUAUAUUUUUAACCAUUUUUAAUUUUAAAAAUUCAUUUGCUAACCUGUAAACAGUUUGAGAGAGUUUUUUCAUUGUGUUUUUAAUCUUGUAAAGGCUAUUAAAACCUAACAACUUGCCGUGUUCUCGUUCGCAAAUCAAUUUACUUAUUACUCUAUGUCAAUUUUGUGAGCAGCGAUUUUAUUUCUAAAGGAUGGAAGAGUUUCACUUUCCCUAAUUUCAUUUGGAAUAGAAUUCCAAAGGUGUGCUCCGUCAUACAUGGAACUACUUUUCAUAUUCAAGGUUUUUUCUGUGUUGGUGUAAUGUACUCAGGUGAAUAUGAUGCUUGUGAUGUUACUCUGAGUGUAUAUCCACACCGGGCAGGCUUGAAGAAUAUGCCUGACCACGGUGGGAAUCAAACCUACGACCUUUGGAAUACUAGCCCAACGCUCUGCCAACUGAGCUACGCGGUCUGGUCGGUUCGAGUAUGUGAUAUUUCGGAACAGAAUCUAGUUCCUUCGAUAUCAAUGUUAUCUAAUAAUAAUCAAGGUUUUUUCUGUGUUGGUGUAAUGUACUCAGGUGAAUAUGAUGCUUGUGAUGUUACUCUGAGUGUAUAUCCACACCGGGCAGGCUGACCACGCCUUUGGAAUACUAGCAUACAUGUACUCGCACCGAUCCGACCAGACCGCGUAGCUCAGUUGGCAGAGCAUUGGGCUAGUAUUCCAAAGGUCGUAGGUUCGAUUCCCACCGUGGUCAGGCAUAUUUUUCAAGCUUGCCCGGUGUGGAUAUGCACUCAGAGUAGCAUCACAAGAAUUAUUUUUCAUGUUGCUAGUACGCGGUUUUGGUAAACUAAGGGCGCUUGAAAUGUCCUGAAGGUUGUAGUUCGUUUUCUCACAUUUGUAUGAAAAAAGAUUAGUGAGUGAUUUAGGACAAUCUUUAUGAAAUUAGGACAAUUUCACAACUACACUGUUUUCAACUUAGGACCACCUUAAACAGAAAGGAUUUGAAGUUUUUUUCUCGUGAACUAUCACAGACAAGCAGAACAUCUUUCUUCAACACAUGCGCGAAAAAUAUCUUGGAUAGUUUUGAUCAAUAAAUAUGCAAAUAAGCAUUACAGGUAAACUACGUGAAGCGUUCCUCUUUUGAGUUCGUAACUCAUUUAGAAUUUUCCUCAUUAGCUUUGCAAAUUUGAAAAACUCUUUGCAAAUCCCUUGAGGGAAUUUGCAAUGUUCCUAUCGGCUGUUGCAAUAUCCCAAACUUCAUUUUAAAUUUCCCUAACUUCCUGUUUUAAUUUCCUAACUUCCUGUUCUGUUCUGUUCUGAGCGUUGUUAUUGGUCGAUUAUUUUUGUUAGCCAAUUGCAACGCGCAGAACAGAACAGGAAGUUAGGAACUUGUAACAGGAAGUUAAGAACUUGUAACAGGAACUGAGGAAAAUUUUUUUGGCUUUUAGCAACAUUGCAAAUUCCCUCAAGGAAUUUGCAAGGGAGUUUUUUAAACUGCAAAAGUAAUGAGGAAAAUUGCAAUCAAUUUAGAAACUCAAAAGAGGAACGCUUCACGUAGUUUACCUGUAACACGAAAAUGAAAAGAAUUCUUUAUUUUGAUCAAUAUACAUGGAAAUAAGCAUUAACACAAAAACGAUGCCCCAGGUCAUGACCUUGGAACCUUGUUUUCGUGUUAAAGCUUAUUUCCACAAUUAUUGGUCAAAAUAAAGAAUUCUUUUUCAUGCAUGUGUUGAAGAAGGAUGUUAUGCUUCUCUGUGUAUAGCCGAUGGGAAAAAAACUCGAAAUCCUUCCCAUUUAAGGUGAUCCUAAGUUGAAAACAGACUAAAACAGUGUAGUUGUGACGUGCUUAUCGAAAGAGUGUUUUGACCGCGUUGAUAGAAAUUACAAUAACACAAAGUUAUUUGUAUAAAUGCAGAAAACUAAUUAUCAGUUCGACUGCGAAUGGCUCAACUAUUGUGUUUGUGUAUUUCAAAGGGUUUGCAGGUUUUUUGAUACACCUUGUUUAUUAUAUAUUUAUCAUUUAUUAUAGACCUGGGGCCUGUUGUAUGGUAAAGAAGUGAUUAAAUUUAACUAUGAUUAAGUGAAUUUAGUUAACCAUCAGAAUUUUUGAAAGUUGAGUUAAUCACUGUUUAAUCUCAAAAUGUGAUUAAAAGUUUUAUACAGCCAGCCCCUGGGGCGAGGGGGGCGCGACAAAAUAUUACCCGAAGUGAUGAUAUUAAACCCCGAGGGAAAUAUCAUCACCGAGGGUAAUAUUUGACUGAAUCCCCCUAGCGGACGGUCUAUAAAUGAUAUAUUAUACCGAAAAUUAAAAGCCUCUAAGUUGAGAAUAUAAAAUUUGCCACAUACCUUUGUGAAUACGAUGUUUUAGUUUUGGAUUAACGCAAAUAUCGUCGCUUUUCUUUCGAAUGACAUGUCGUUUUGAAUAUUGACGAUAAAAAUUUUAAAAUAUUUUUUAAAAGGUUUUUUCGAGUCUAAAAACUUAAUAAUCCAUCACUACUUCGUAUAUUUUGUGGGCCGUCUUGUUUGCGUGAUCGCCGCGCGUGGUUUACGCGAAGAUCUCACAACUUGUCAACAAGAUGUGUUCGCACUGCUUGCCACCAGUUGUUGACAAGUCUGGAACAAGUUGUGAUCAUCUUGUAACAAGGUUGACGAGGCCAACAGACUCGCAACAAGUUGUUCCAACAAGUCUGAUAUCGUCUGCACGUCACAAGUUGUUUAGCCCGUAUUAGUCUUGUUGGAACAAUUUGUAGCAAGUUUGUUACCGUCAUCAACCUUGUAACAAGAUGAUAACAACUUGUUCCAGACUUGUCACAACAACUGGGAACAAGCAGUGCGAACACAUCCUGAUAUCGGCUUCACAACAACCUUGCUACAACUUGUUUUCAAAUAACAACUUGCGCGUUUUUACGAAGAUUUUCUGAAGAUUUUCAUUCAGUAGAUAUUCUUCAAUUUUAAGACGGUCUUAGAACGUCUGAAUGCAGGGGAAAUCGUGAUCGGUGAUGGCGGUUAUAUCACUGAAAUGGAACGACGUGGUUAUGCCACAGCUGGUUUAUGGACACCCGAGGUUAAUGUCGAGCAUCCUCAUGCUGGUAUGUUUAUCUGUAAUUACCAUUAUCACCAUCAUUACUACCGUCACGAUAUCAUCGUCAGCACUAGUCCAUCACCAUCACAAUCAAUCACCACCAUCAUCAUCAUCAUCAUCAUCAUCAUCAUGAUCAUCAUCACCAUCAUCAUUACCAUCAUCAUCAUUACCAUCAUCAUUAUCAUCAUCACCAUCAUCACCAUCAUCAUCAUCAUCAUCAUCAUUAUCACCAUCAUCAUCAUCACCAUCAUCAUCAUCAUCAUCAUUACUAUCAUCAUCAUCAUCAUCAUCAUCACUAUCAUCAUCACCAUCAUCAUCGCCAUCAUGAUCACUAUUAUCAUCAUCACCAUCAUUAUCACCAUCAUCAUCACCAUCAUGAUCACUAUUAUCAUCAUUAUUAUCACCAUCAUUAUCACCAUCAUCAUCACUAUCAUCAUCAUCAUUAUCAUCAUCAUUAUCAUUAUCACUAUCAUCAUCACCAUCAUCAUCACUAUCAUCAUCAUCACUAUCAUCAUGGUUAUCAUCAUCACCAUCAUCAUGGUCAUCAUGAUGGUCAUCAUCAUUAUCAUCACCACUAACAUGCAUUUUUACUCUAAUGUUUAAGUGGAAGGUUUACAUCAUGAGUUUGCCAGGGCAGGAUCUGACAUCCUCCAAGCAUUUACAUUCAACGCAAAUGAUCAUUUGGAUCGGGUACGUUGUCUGGAAAUAAUUUCACCUCAUUUCCAUCUGAGAAGAGGGUUUCUGACAGAGCUAUUCAGUAUAAAUAAAGUUAGUUUAGUUUAGGUUUCCUCCUGUAGUAACACUGGAUCAAUAAGAGAUGAUCCUUAGUGGGCCUCUAGGAGAACAUUUUAGACUGAUAGAGCUAUCCAGUAUAAAUAAAGUUAGUUUAGUUUAGGUUUCCUCCUGUAGUAACACUGGAUCAAUAAGAGAUGAUCCUUACUGGACCUCUAGAAAGAACAGUUUAGAACUGAUAGAGCUAUCCAGUAUAAAUAAAGUUAAAGUUUAGUUUAGGUUUCUUCCUGUAGUAACACUGGAUCAAUAAGAGAUGAUCCUUACUGGACCUCUAGCAAGAACAGUUUAGAACUGAUAGAACUAUCCAGUAUAAAUAAAGUUAAAGUUUAGUUUAGGUUUCUUCCUGUAGUAACACUAGCCUUUACUGAGGGUUACUGUUCAUAACUUCAUAGGCACAAACAGGAGACCGAAAUGAAGUCAACGAAUCCGCAUGUAGAAUCGUGAAGAAAGUUUCUGCAGAGUACAACUGUCUCUGGGCUGGAGGAUUGUCCGCUACCAACAUCUACGGACAUGGAGGUUCGAAGAAGGACGUGCAAGAAUAUUUUAAAGAACAAGCCAAAAUCUUUGUGAGACAUGACUGCGAUUUUUUCAUUGUUGAGGUGGGUAGAUGCUCAUAUACAGGGUGUCCCGAGGAAAAUGCAAUUAUAGCUGUGUUAGACUGACAAAGCUAUCUAGAACAAAGAAUGUUAGUAAGACUUCUGCUACUGUAGUAACAUCAAAUUUUUGUCCCGUCUUAGUAUUUUCAUAUCUGCGAAGAAGCAGAAUGGGCGGUUGAGGUCUUGAAAGAAACUGGAAAGCCUGUGUUGGCCAGUCUCUGUAUCACAUCUCAGGGCGAUUUUAAAGGAGUCCCUACUGAUGAAUGUGCUGUACGAUUAGUCAAAGCUGGUAAGAUGAGUGCUUUACAUCCUUUUAAAGGACAAUUGCAACAAGUAUUUUUAUUGUCUCAUUUGAAAGAACUUUUAAAAUUAUCUAUAAAAUCUUGUCACUUUUGAAAUAUUUUGACUGAAAGCUUUCCGCCAUCUUGGAUUAAUUAUUAACCUUAUAAAAUUACUUCUAAGUUACUUAGUAAAAAUGUUUUUAUUCAAUUCGAAAUAUGAAAUAACAACCUUAAAGCGAGUUUCGGGUUCAUAUUGAUCACUAGUUGUCAAGACAAAAAACUCGCUCAAUAAUCCAAGAUGACGAUAUAUAUAUAUAUAUAUAUAUAUAUACAAAUAAAGUUUUUAAAGAGAAAUAACUUGCAUUAAAUAGAGGAAGGACUAACUUAGAUUUUGAUAUAUUACAGUUGUAUUUAACUUAAAAAUUCACGGAGAUAUUAAUGUUAAAAAUGGGGAGCAUAUUUUGGAAUGUGUCUAAAAUUAGCGAAAAUCGGCAUAUCAAAUAUUAACUCCAGCGUUUGUUUGCUUAAUGACAUAUUAGGCUAACUUGUAUUUCAGCGAAUUAUCGUUAAGGUUUGUAAGGGAUAUGGCGUAGAUUUAGACAUCUUACGUGUAAGUCUUAGCUCAUUGUUUCCUGAAAUAUGAACAUUCGAAAUUAUGCAAGUAUUUAAUAUUAGGUCUUUGCAAACUUAAAUGUACAUGAAAGACUGACCAUGGAAGGCAGGCGCUUAAAUUUUUCGUAUUCUUAAAUAGCCUAAUUUUUUUAUGUUUUUAAUGGGUUCAAACAGACUGAGUUGAUUAUUUUUCGGUUAAAGCAGGAUGAAUAUUCUUUAUUGAAGGAAAUAAUAUUGCUUUUUGCAAAUACACAUCACCGUAUCAACGCUACUAUUUUGUUACGUUUUGUUCCAAAAAUGUUGCAUGUCUCUGGGGAGUUGCUUAAUUGUUAUGUCUUAUGGAGUUGUAUGGUUUGAUUGUGUUUCAUAUAAUUCUCAGUUUACUCCAUGAACUUGCCAAGAUUAAGAAACGGCAAAAGAGUUUGGGUGUUCUUAACAAGAUUUCAGAACGUUGCAGAAGUUAGAAGAGCUUCACAAUUCCAUUGUGACAGCAUGCCCUAAUUCUGAACUACGAACGAUCCAUGACGAUCCUUCGCGAUGCAGUGGUCUCAUGAAAUAAGGAAACGUAUAUAUUCGUGCUAGGAACACAUGCGGAUUUCGGACGAAUAAAUCUUGUUUGUAUUUUGUAGAUAAUAAUACUUUGUUUCAUAAUAAACAAUUUGUCAAGUGUCAUUUAUAUUUACUGGUAAUAGUGCAUGUUUCAGUCGGGCAAAUCUUGAUUAAUAUUUGAUACGCCGUGUUUUGCAUAUUUCAGACACAUCCAGAAAUAUGCUCCCGAUUUGAAACAUUAAUAUCUCCGUGAAUUUGUAAGUGAAAUACAACUGUAAUAUAUCAAAAUCUAAGUUAGUCCUUCCUCUAUUUGAUGCAAGUUAUUUCUCUUUAAAAGUUUUACCUGUUUAGAAGUUAUUAGGAAUCAAACCGGAGUACUUUUUUUUGGGACACCCGGUAUAUCUUUAAAUAAAUUUCUAGAGUGCUGUUGCACAAUCUGGCGUAGUGCUGAUAGAGAAUCUGAGUUACAUCGGUAAUGUUAAAUUUGCGGAUUUAUUCUCUCGCGCGGGUGUCCCUAUCUCUUCCCGCUUUCUAUAUAUAGAUAUAGAUAGAAUACUUUAUUUGAAAAGCAUAAGCUUGGUUUCUUUUGUAGUGACUCAGUGUUAUGUGUUAUGUGAGGGUACUAAUCAGUAAUCAUACUAUGGUUCCUCACAAAAUAAUCCGCACUAUAUAGUAAACCUGAACAAAUCAUUUAGGCACUUGAACACCAAAAUGCAUUUAUGCAUACUUCCGCGAGUAGCUAAAUCUACCCUAAACCUAAAUUAAUAACUAAAAUCUGUCUCAGUAGUCAAGAAUGUCUUGUCUGCAAACCAUCUCGAUACACGAUUGCUAUUACCAUAGCAGACAACGUGAUGGCGGCAAGGGUAAAAUAUACCCCAACACAUGUAUCAAUGGACAGCAGUCAGCACACUUUCGAAAAAUUUGUCAAAAUGACACGAAAAAUAACUCGACCGCGUGUUUUGUGGCUUAGGCCAUCAUUUCAAUGGUAGCAAAUCCAAUGAUAGCUUUCAAAGUCCCGAUUAUAUAUAUAUAUAUAUAUAUAUAUAUAUAUAUAUAUAUAUAUAUAUAUAUAUAUAUAUAUAUAUAUAUAUACAAGUUGGGUUUGUCCACUUUGCUAGAGUGCUCAACACAGAGAUUGUGGAGCGAAUUAUAUUUCGGAAUGUGAAAUUCAACUAAUUUAAAAACAUUAAAAAAUUAAAAACUAAGUUCAUUUACUCGAGUUUCACGCCUAUAUUGGCGAUCAUCAGACUACCUGUCCGUAUUAAGACGUUCUUAUUUAUACCUAUUUUAAACUAUUUAAAAUUAGCAUAUAUCUUUACAUAAUUACAAUCAAAACCUAUUAUUUACGUUACAUUACUAGCAUAAAAUUUGUUUUCGUGCCGGCAUUUUGAUACUAAUUCUGAUCGUUUGUUUAGAAGAGUUCCCUUGUGAGCGUUUAGAAUUGCCAUUUUUUCUGCCAGGCACAGUUUACAAACUCUUGUUCCACUUGCGUACGGUUUAGCCUGCUUCAAAAUUGACCAUUUAAUUUCGUAAUCCCUUUUCGUUUUCUUCAGGUCCCAAAUUAAUUUUGAUAGCGCUGUUUUGUUUGCAUAGUCUUUGAUCUUAAAUGAUAGCGUAUAGUUGUAAAACCUCGUUUUGAAUUCCGAUUCCGCCAUGCCGACGUAAAUCUUAGGGUCGUCGUCUUUUCCUGGUUCAAAUACUUUCGCUUGGUAUAUUGUAGCUGUUGUUAAACAUUGGUUAUCUAAUGGGCAGUUAUUCUUGUUUCUACAAUUGCAUCCGGCGCUGCUUGCUUUCUCGUUGUUCAAAACUUUUUUGUUAUGUCCUUUAAUUAUGCUAGCCAUAUUAUUCAUGCAACUAUAGCUUAUUUUUAUUGUAUUUCGGUUAAAGAUUUUUCUUAAUGUGUUGCCAUGUGGGAAAUGUUUGUCAACAAGUUCCAAAACUGCUCUGCCGACAUUUGUUAGUACAUUUGCUGAGUAUGGUGGAUUAAACCAAAUAAUGUUCCGCGCUCUAUUUUUGCGUGGAUUUUGCAGUGUUGGUCUGGGCAAGUAUUUUAAUUGAUCAUCAAAACCGCUCUCUUUAAGGGCUUUGUUGUAAAUCGGGGCUGCUUUAUGGAACUCCUCGGCAUUGCAUGACAGAUCGGAAAUUCGUUGACUAAUUGAUGUAGGUGCUUGUUUAAUGAUUGGUGGUGGGUGAUUUGAUUGUACGUUGAUGUAGAGUGGGGUAUUGUCUGGUUUCCUAUAGGGCUUGUGAGAGCCAUUGUUUAAAUCAAAAGUGACAUCAAGGUAAUUUACUAUUUUCUGGUUUGUCUGUAUGGUAAUGCCAUAGAAUAAAGAUUCAUAUAGAAGGGCCACUUACGUCGGAAGCUUUGAAGUUUCUGUCCUCGCGCAUGUCGCAUUACGCAUGUUGGCCGCCAUUUUCCUAGCCAGUCAAUGACAUUUUCUGGCCAAUAAACACACUGUACUGGCUGGCUGCUCCGCCUCCUGGCCAGUAAACUGCAUAUUUUUGCAUAAAAAAACGAGGACAUGUUGCACCGCUGAGUGGCCCUUCUGUUACUGAUCUUUAUUCUGUGGUAAUGCUUAAACCAAGGUCCUUUAGGCACUUUGCAAAUCGUUUUCCGAUGCCGUUCGAGGUUCGGGCUCCCACGUUCUUGAAAGCCGCCAGUCCAUCGUCUCUGUACAGUCCUAUGUUGUCAUUCAUGAACAAACCAACAAGCUCGCAUAUCUCCGCACCAUCGUAGCUGCCCAUUGCAACAUCAAACAUAUUUGCACUGUUCCGUUUGCACCAUGGCUUGCCUUCGUUGAAUAGUAAAGAUUUUCGGCUAUGCAUAAUUAUAUUGAUCUGUUGUUGUGAGAUUUCGAUAAAUUGGCUGGCGUAAUUUAAAGCUUGCGAUAAAAGGUUUUCUGAGAUUGAAGGGUAAAAGUCUACAACAUCAAAUACAAUGAACGAAAAUGUUGAUUUGUUUUCUAAUGCGUUGAACCAUGCAAUGACAUCUGCUGUGCUCCGCCAUUGGUUUAGCUUGGUAUUGGCUCGCACCAUUCUGUUGAUGUUUUCUAGGAUCUGUUUGCUUACACGCCCAAGGUUGUUUUUGGCUGGAUUGAUGAGUCUACAUUUUGGUUUGUUACAGAAGUUCUCUUUGUGGUCUUUCAUUGAUAUGAAUGCGUUCGUGUUCGUCAUCGUUUCGAUUUUGUUUGCUAUGUCAAGUUCCGCUGUAAUAUCUCUCAAUUCGCGAUUAAUAUCAGCGAUUGCUUCUUCACCUGCUGCUUUAUAUGAACUUGUGAUGUUUUCUUUUAAUAAUUUACAGUAUUUGUCCUUAUCCAAUUCGCUCCACAAUCUCUGUGUUGAGCACUCUAGCAAAGUGGACAAACCCAACUUGUAUAUAUAUAUAUAUAUAUAUAUAUAUAUAUAUAUAUAUAUAUAUAUAUAUAUAUAUAUAUAUAUAUAUAUAUAUAUAUAUAUAUAAUCAUCAUCACCAUCAUUAGUACCACCAUCAUCAUAUCAUCACCAUCACAUGAUGAUGGUUACAUCACCACAAAUAACCAUCAUCAUCAGCAUAACCAUCGUCAGCAUAACCACCAUUAUCACCACCAUCAUCAUCACCACCAUCAUCAUCACCACCAUCAUCAUCACCACCAUCAUCAUCAUCACCAUCAUCAUCACCACCAUCAUCUUUACCACCAUCAUCACCACCAUUGACCAUCUCAUCACCACCACCAUCAUCACCAUCACGAUCAUCAUCACCACAAACCAUCAUCAUCACCAUUGCCACAAACCAUCAUUAUCAUCAUCAUCAUGCAUCACCAUCAUCAUCACCAUCAUCACCACCAUCAUCAUCACCAUAACAACCACUGUGACUCCCUCUAUUUUAGGUGCAGAUGUGAUUGGGGUAAACUGCAAGUUCGACCCACAAGAAUCAUUAAAAGCUGUCGCUAAGAUGAAAGAAGGUUUAGAGAAAGCAGGACUCAAAGCUCAUCUGAUGUUUCAACCGCUGGGAUUCCACUGUCCUGACGCUGACAAUAAAAAUGGUUAUAUUACACUUCCUGAAUUUCCAUUUGGUAAGAUCAGAUCGAUGUUCAAAGCAAGCGCUGUUCAUUGCUAAGAUCCUAGGCUCUCUAUACAUUCGGCCCGGACUCAGGACAUUCAUGUGAAAAGAAUCAGUCAACGUUCUGCCGAAAAUCAUGGGUUUUGUCCGAUUUCCUCCCGCAGAAAAUGCUGACAAACUGGGUUGGGAUCCGCCCCUAACUGACCUUUCUACCGCAGUUGUGCUUCGUAAUCAGACCACCUUAUUAAUCUAACCCAGUUCCUUUAUUAAACAUAGCCCUUGAACCGCGACAGUUGACAAGAUGGGAUGUCCAUAAACUGACAAGGAGUGCUUACGAUUUGGGAGUGCGAUAUUUUGGUGGGUGUUGCGGCUUCAAAGCGUAUCAUAUUCGAGCAAUCUCUGAAGAGGUGGGCAGUGCAUUAAAAUAUUACCACUAAUUAAUAUCGUCAUCAUCACCAGCACCACAAUAAUCACCAUCACUAAUUAUACGACCAUCAUCAUCAUCACUACCACCACCAUUACCAUCAUUAUCACUAAGGACCAUCACACCAUCAUCACUAUCAUCAUCAUCACCACCAUCAUAUCCAUAAUCAUCAUCACGAUCGAUCAUCACCGUCAUGAUCAUCACACCAUCAUCAACAACGUCACUAUCAUCGUCAUCAUCAUCAUCAUCAACAACAUCACUAUCAUCAUCAUCAUCAUUAUCAUCAUAUCCCAUUAUCAUCAUCAUAAUUAUCAUCAUCAUCACAAUCAUCAUCACUAUCAUCAUUACAUCAUCAUCAUCAACAUCACUACCAUCAUCACCACCAUCAUCAUCAACAACAUCACUAUCAUCAUCACCAUUAUCAUCACCAUCAUCAUUUUGAUUAUCCUUAUCACUAUCAUCAUUAUCAUCAUCAUCAUCACCAACAUCAUUAUCAUCACCAUCAUCAUCACGAUCAUUUCCACCAUCAUCGUCUCCACCAUUAUCAUCAUCAUAACCAUUAUCAUUGCUAUGACCAGUACAAUCACCCCAUUAGUUUUACCCAAUAUUUCUUUUAUUCCUUGUAGCUUGAAAAAGAACGAGGUACAAAAGCGGCAAGCAGUAAGAAACACCUACCUUUUCAAUCCUUAUACUCUUCAACAUCUGGUCAGAUGUAAGUUAAGCUUCAACACAGUUUUAUAUGAUCAAACUUUCCAACUUUUCCAAAACACGUUUUUACUGGAUAGCAUCGUUGUUUCAUUAAAGAAAUGGCUUUUGACUAUUCUCCAAGCAUUCAGACUUCAUAGCAGCUCAAAAGCAAAUUUGAAAAUUUUGGAAAUUUUCCAAUAUUUUCAAAACAUCUUUUUAACUGGUUGAAAUUUCUUCUUUUCAUGAAAGAAAAGGCUUUUGACCAUUACCUAAACAUUUGAAGCAGUUUGAAAGGCUGUUAUGAUGUGGUCCCCUUCCCCUUUGUAUUUGACCAAAUUUUCAAAACAUGUUUUUUAUCAUCGGAAAGUCGUUUUUUUUUCAUUAUGGUUUUCGACAAUUUUUGGAGUACGUUGAGGCAUUUUUGUAAUUUUUGAGAAAAUUCCUGUGGGAGACCCUUUUGUUGACCCUAGGAUUGUUGCAUUUGACCAACAAUUUCUGGCGAGUCUCUUUUUGUUUGAUAUUGAUUGCUUCGUGAAAAAAGUUGGACUUGCCACAAGUCGACCUCGCGCAAACGACCUCGUCGCUCGCGCUCGCUGCUCGCGUUUCGUUCGAGGUUGACUUGUAGCAAGUCUAGAAAGAAGUAUGCCCGGGACCUAUAAUGCCAUGGCCCCUUUCUUUCCAUUUGUAAAUCCAGUGGUCGACAAGUUACUUGUCAUUAAAAUUCUCAAAAUUCAAAUUUCAGAGAGCGAAAUAAAGAAUUUUGGUUGAAUUUGAAGCCAGCAUCUGGGCGUUAAUUUUGUCCUGCGUCCCGUGCCAUAUUUAUUCCGCGUAAGUAGAACGGAUGGCAAAACUGAAUUUAAAGAACUUCAUUUUGAGCUGUCUUGCUUUUUAGAAGACGUUUUGUUUGGAAAUGUGAAAACUAAUCAAGUCGCUGAGUGUUUUAAUUAAAUACAAUAAAAUAUAAAAAGAAAGUGUAAACAUUUUGAAAAGUGUUUUUUAUUCUGACUUGACUUUUUUAUUAAUUUAGUGAUCGAAAAGUACAUGUUUCUAAGCGUAUUUUAUAAACGUACAUAUAAAGGCUCCCUUAAUUACACCUUUUUACUUUUAUUGCGUCCAUAUUAUGUAGAAUGAAGUUAGUCGAUUCUCUAUUUCUUAUUUAACUAUAUAUAGUGCCUAUCUGCAGCUAUUUGCUGAUACUUUUCAUUUUUCUUGCGAUAGACCAUGGAAAACUCCUCGCUGACGUGAAUUAAAUUCCCCCGCUGUCUUUGAUCCAAUCUUUAUAAGUAAUAACAUGAGUUGAGAGAAAUUUGCGAUUAAAUUGCCCGCCCCCGAGGGAAGAUUUUUGAAAGACAUUCACAAAUCCUCCCGAGGCGAAGAAGAAGGGUAAUUUAAGUAAGUCAUGUUAUCAGUGAGCAAUAUUAUGAUAGCCAAGGAAAACUCAGAGUAGUUUACAUGUAAGCUGCGAUAAGUUUAGGUGUUUGUUUUUCUAUGGUUCAGCAAAGUUGUUUACGAGUUUUACUAUUGAUUGAAGUAAUUAUACCUUUUGGACAUGCUUUGCGUUUGUGAGGGUUCCUAUUCAAAACUGUUCAUCCUAGAGGUCCAGUAAGGAUCACCUCUUAUUGAUCCAGUGUUACUACAGGAGGAAACCUAAACUAAACUAACUUGAUUUAUAUUGAAUAGUUCUAUCAGUUCAAAACUGUUCUUCCUAAAGGUCCAGUGAGGAUCAUAUUUUAUUGAUCCAGUGUAACUACAGAAGGAAACCUAAACUAACUUUAUUUGUACUAGAUAGCUUUAUCUGUUUUAAACUGUUUUCCCUAGAGGUGCAGUAAGGAUCAUCUCUUAUUUAUCUAGUUUUACUAUACGGGAGGAAACCUGACCUUAACUUUAUUUGUAUUGGAUAGCUCUAUCAGUUCUAAACUGUUCUUCCUAGAGAUGCAGUAAGGAUCAUCUCUUAUUGAUCCAGUGUUACUACAGGAGGAACCUAAACUAAACUAAUUUAUUUAUCAAUUGGAUUCAAUGGAUUUCGCUAUCAGGUCUGAACUGUUCUCCCCAAGUGGUCUAGUUUUGCCCGGUAAAAUAUGUAACAAUGUGAUUCCAUAUUGAGUUAUUGCGAAACAGAAUAACCGGACAUAUUAUAUUACAUUAUGAUCAUAUUAUAUUACAUGAAUAUUACUUGCAACCCAUAGCCACUAGGCUUUGAAUCUUUUACAUCGCGAAGCUAAACAUCGUUGCUGGCAUGUCAAAUUCAAACAAAAAGGUAUGCAUUGGUUUGUAUUGUACCGACAUACGUUUAUUGUAAGCAUUUUAGGUUUGAUAGUUUAUCACAUUUAGGCCGUGUUUGCAUUGCCCAGCAUUUCUUGUAAUUGCGAAAGCUACCCGCAGCGAGCCUAUUGUGGUUAUUUUAAAUUAAAAUAUAGUUAGACUACAUAACUUUCGCCUAAAUCUAUCGCAUACAACCUGCUUACAACUUGACUUGUACUGUAUUAACCGACAACUUGGGCGAGUUGUGUGCUUGAUUUGCAGUGAGUUUGCAUGCAACAAUUUUGGGCGAAAGUUGUGCAGUGUAAAUUGGCAUUAUCAAGCGCGAACAGACAAUGAAAUUUGAUCAGCCAUGUGCAGUGAACCUUGCGAAAUUUAUUCACCUAAUCGGUAUGCUGGAAGACGCGGACACGCGGACACUUGCGGAAAAUACAGAUAGUUAUGGAAAAGACGGGCUGUUAUUUGGAGAGUUUUUUCCCAGUUGUUGACAAGUCUGGAACUCGCAACAAGUUGUUGCAACGAGUCUGAUAUCGUUCGCACGUAACAAGUUGUUAGUUAACACGUUAUGACAACAAGCUCGUGGCAACUUGUUACGAACAGCAUGUAUUAGUCUUGUUGGAACAACUUGUAGCAAGUCUGUUACCCUCAUCAACCUUGCAACAAGGUGAUAACAACUUGUUCCAGACUUAUCACAACAACUGGGAACAAGCAGUGCGAUCUUAAUAUCGGCUUCACAACAAGCUUGUUACAACUUGUUUGCAGUUCUGUAACAACUUGCGCGUCUGCAAAAAAAUUGUCACAAAUCUCAACAAGUUGUGUUCGUACUGCUUGUUCCCAGUUGUAACACAUAUAUCAUGACUGCAUCGGGCUUAUAAUGCUUUUUUCUGUGGUCGGAACAACCUUGCAACAAGUCUGAUAAUAUCAACAAAGUUUUACAAUUUUUUUUUUUUUUCUGUGUUGGUGUUGUGUACUCAGGUGAAUAAUAUGCUUGCGAUGUUACUCUGAGUGCAUAUCCACACCGGGCGAGCUUGAAAAAUAUGCCCGGCCACGGUGGGAUUCGAACCUAAAAUCAGAGUAACAUCGCAAACAUAUUAUUCACCUGAGUACACAACACCAACACAGAAAAAAAAAAAAUUCAUAUUACUAGAACACAUUGGUAUUGAAGGAACUAGAUACUGUUCCGAAAUAUCACUUACACGAACCGUCCUGACCGCGUAGCUCAGUUGGAAGAGCAUUGGGCUAGUAUUCCAAAAAGGUCCUAGGUUCGAAUCCCACCGUGGCCGGGCAUAUUUUUCAAGCUCGCCCGGUGUGGAUAUGCACUCAGAGUAGCAUCGCAAACAUAAAGUUUUAAUUACAAGUUGUUACAGCUUGUUCCAAACUUGUUGACAACUUGGGGCAAGCAGUGCGAACACAACUUGUUGACAGACUUGCUACAAGAUGUGAGAGUUUUACGUGUGUACCAAAGUUCAAAAAUAGAAAGCCAUGAUCAGAAUUUUAGUUAGCGAUUCUCAUUCAGUAUAUCGUCAAUUUUAAGACGAUCUUAGAACGUUUGGAUGCAGGGGAAAUCUUGAUCGGUGAUGGCGGUUAUAUUACUGAAAUGGAACGACGUGGUUAUGCUACAGGUGGUGAAUGGACCCCAGAGGUUAAUGUCGAGCAUCCUCAUGCUGGUAAGUUUAUCUGUAAAUACUAUUAUUACCACCAUCAUCAUCAUUACUGCCAUCACAGGUUAUGCAGAUAUUUCACAGCACACUCCCAGGGACGAAACUAGCCCCUUUUAAUUCGGGGGGGGGGGCUGCUAGAAUUGUCCUGCGAAAGCCGUUGAUGCCCUGCAGAAAAAAAAUUUUCGUCGACCUCCCCCCCCUCUUGUCGCCAAAAUAUUCCGGUCAGUAUACCAUUUUCGGGGUCAAAAUUUUUUUUCGGACAUUCAAAAAAGAGGCAAAAAAAAUUUUUCCCGGGACAAAAACCAGUUAAAUUAAAGGUAAAAAAAUUUUUUCGGACAAAUUCCUGUUAACACAUGCAUGAAACCAUUAUUUUUUUAACAAUAUCUGAAAUUUAAAAUCUUUCAUUGCCCUGCCAAUCCAGAUGAUUUGCCCUGCCAAUCCAGCUUGGGGGGGGGGGGGGUCACCCCCCCCACACCCCCUUAAGUUUUGUUCCUGCACACUCCCUAUCAGGGCUUUUAAGUGACUGGUUACAUUAUGAUAUAUAGAUAGAACCGGACUGACGUGAAGCAGACCGCGAGGUAGGUGCGCUAACCACUUGGCCACCGAAGCUCCACAUCAGUCCAUCACCAUUAUCAUCACCCAAGUCAAUCAUACCAUCAUCAUUGUCAUCAUCAUCACUAUCAUCAUCACUACCAUCAUGGCAUCAUUAUCAGCCCGUCACAUUAUCACCAUUAUUAUCAUCAUGAUCAUCAUAAUAUCAUCGUACUGUCACCUUGACCAUCAUCAUCAUUAUCAUCAUCAUUAUCUCGUCAUGACUACUACCAUCACUACCACCAUCAUCAUCACCAUCAAUCCCAUCACUAUCACAUUGUAAUCAUCAUCGUCGCCACCACUAUAACAAAGAUUUCACUCUUACGUUUAAGUGGAAGGUUUACAUCAAGAGUUUGCCAGGGCAGGAUCUGACGUCCUCCAAGCAUUUACCCACCACGGUCUAUGGGUAAUUAUCAGGAUUUAGGCGUCUCACUCGAUAGAACCAAGUGUAGCAGGGUUUUGUUGAUGCAGAUUUCGAGUAUAAAUUUUAUUUAUUAAACUACAGUAUAAGCUCUCUGGCAGGAAUCGAAUCUGUGACCAUGCGAUUUCCUCUGACUCACUGACUCAACAAGACAUGAUUCUUUAUGGACCUCUAUGGAGAACAGUUUAGUACUGAUAGAACUAUCCAGUAUAAAUAAAGUUAGUUUAGUUUACGUUUUCUCUUGUAUUAACACUGGAUCAAUAAGAGAUAAUUCUUUCUAGACCUUUAGUGAGAACAGUUUAGAACUGAUAGAGCUAUCCAGUAUAAAUAAAGUUACUGUAGUUUAGUUUAGUUUUGGUUUCCUUCUGUAGUAAUACUGGAUCAGUAAGAUCGAGAUGAUUCUUUCUGCAUCACUAGGGAGAACAGUUUAGAACUGAUAGAGCUAUCAAGUAUAAAUAAAGUUAGUUUAGUUUAGGUUUCCUCCUGCAGUAACACUGGAUCAAUAAGAGAUUAUUCUUUCUGCAUCACUAGGAAGAACAGUUUAGAAGUGAUAGAACUAUAUAAAUUUAUUUGGUUCAGAUUAUGUUUUUUCCUGUAGUACCACUAGCCUUUACUGAGGGUUUCUGUUUAUUUAGUCACGAACGGAAGGCCGAGCUGAAGUCAACGAAUCAGCGUGUCGAAUCGUGAAAAAAGUUGCCGCACAGUACAACUGUCUCUGGGCCGGAGGAUUGUGUCCCACAAGCAUUUAUGGACAAGGUGGCUCUAAGAAAGACGUCCAAGAAUAUUUUAAAGGACAAGCCGAAAUCUUUGUGAGACAUGACUCUGAUUUUAUAAUUGUUGAGGUGGGUAAAUUCUGAUAUACAGGGUGUCUCAAAAAAUGCAAUAAGUAUGUUCCAGAUUUUUGCGCAGCUAUGUAUUGUGGGUAUCGAAGAUUUAAUCUAAGAGAUAAAUUUUGUAAUAGAGAAAGAGACUAGCACUGGAUCAAUAAGAGAUAGCUCUUACUUGAUUUCUAGGGAGAACAGUUUAGAAUUGAUAGAGCUAUCCAGUAUGAAUAAAGUUAGUUUAGUUUAGGUUUCCUCCUGUAGUAACACUGGAUCAAUAAGAGAUGAUCCUUACUGGAUCUCCAGGAAGAACAGUUUAGGACUGAUAGAGCUAUCCAGUAUAAAUAAAGUUGGUUUUGGAAAAACUCUGCAUACUUACAACCAGGGGCGCGACUUGGCUGUAGUUUUGGCGGAGGCUGGGGGGGGGGGGAGGAGGGGGUUACAGCGUUUUAGCGAAUUUUUGUUCGUUCUUAGUAUUUUUACAGCUGCGAAGAAGCAGAGUGGGCGGUUGAGGUGUUAAAAGAAACAGGAAAACCUGUGAUGGCCAGUCUCUGUAUCUCAACACAGGGUGAUUUGAAAGGAGUCCCUACUGAUGAAUGCGCUGUACGCCUAGUGAAAGCUGGUAAGAUGAGUAGUGCUUUACAGCAUUUAACCACCGUUUGUCAUCGUAUCAUGACCUGCAACCCAAUACCGUUAUCGUCAUCAAUACCAAUCAAUCAAUAGGUCUUUAUUAAUUGCAUAGAAUAAAGGAUACAUAUUCUAUGUGGCAAAAUAUUGUAAAGAUAUAUUUUUUUAUAUUUACACCAAUUAAACGGAGAAUAUAUUCCGAAUGUGAAAAUUUAAAGAGGGCCGGGGCGCUCAAAUGAGUAGGUACGGUAGUCCAAUUAUAUUUGUCAAUUGCAUAUACAAUUGAACUAUGUUUAAAACAUUAUGAUAUAUCAUCACCAUAAUCAUCACCAGUAUCACCACCAUCAUUAUCUCAACCAUCAUCAUCAUCAUCACCAUCAUCAUCAUCAGCAUCAUCACCAUCAUCAUCAUCAUCAUCAUCACCAUCAUCAUCACCAUCAUCACCAUCAUCAUCACCAUCAUCAUCAUCAUUAUCAGCAUUAUCAUCACCAUCAUCAUCAUGACCACGAUUAUCAUCAUCAUCACCAUCAUCAUCAUCAUCAUCAUCAUCAUCAUCACCAUCAUCAUCAUGGCCACCAUCAUCAUCAUCAUCAGCAUUAUCAUCACCAUCAUUAUUAUCACCAUCAUUAUCAUCACCAUCAUCGCCACAAAUCAUCGCCAUGACAACCACUGUGGCUCCUUCCAUUUCAGGUGCAGAUGUGAUUGGAGUAAACUGCAAGUUCGACCCACCAGAAUCAUUAAAAGCUGUCGCUAAGAUGAAAGAAGGUUUAGAGAAAGCAGGACUGAAAGCUCAUCUGAUGUUCCAACCGUUGGGAUUCCACUGUCCUGAUGCUGAUGAUAAAGAGGGUUAUAUCACACUUCCUGAAUAUCCAUUCGGUAAGAUCGGGUGCAGUGCUGUGAGUAACUUCGUUACAACUAACUAUUUACAUAUAAUCGUUACAUUUUGGGCACUGGUGUCCUUGGCAAGUGUGCAACGUGCGAAAGGCUGUUCUGUGGCCAACUUUUGAAUUUAUCUAUAGAGUUAAUCAUAAAACCACAAGCAUUAAAAAAGACUUCUUGUUAUAAAUGUAAUGGUACUAAAAGGGAGGCUGGUUGCGCAGGGGUUGCGAGUUCUUCGGGAUUUUCAAAAAAAUAGUUUUUUAAAAAAGAUUUAAAAAAAAACAACAAAAAAGUUUUAAUAUUUUCAAAAAACUUAAAAAAAAUUAGGGUUAGUGGUUAGGUUUGAGGUUAGUGUUAGGUGCCGCGAAUUUAUUUAUUUUAUGACAAACCCAAAAUGUACCGCGGAUCUGUCAUGGUGUUGAGUUCGGGCGUGUUUGGGAAUUUGCUCAUGUGAUGAAUUGGGGUGGUGCUCAUGCUGCCAUUUCAAAGGGCAUGUAGUAAAACACUGACUACCGGAAUACCGGAACACCACCGGAACACCGGAACACCACCAUUUUGUUUGGGGUUAGGGUUAGGAUUAGGGUUUGGGGUUAGGAUUAGGGUUAGGGUUGGGGGUUAGGAUUGGGGUUAGGGUUAGGUGGUGUUCCGGUGUUCCGGUCGUGUUCCGGUGUUCUGGUGGUGUUCCGGUGGUGUUCCGGUGUUCCGGUAGUCAGUAUUUUACUACAUGCCAUUUCAAAGUAUUGUUGCUAUCACUAAAUUCUUAAGCAUCAUUAAUCUUAGUUGUUUUUCGAGUUGAUGGCAUAUGUUUAUUUAUGACUGUAGUUAUGUAUAUUUUAUUCUAUAUGUAUUGCAUGUUUGUUGUUGUGUCUUUAAUCGGAGGAGUGCCUUGCAUGGGACCUCGAGUCCCGUUCGCACUCCUACCGUUUGGUCACUAUCCAAUAAAGUAUUUAAAACAAAAAACAAAACAAAACUUAUAAAUUCCAUUAAAGUCACAUAUUAUUAGCACUGAUGAAGAUCCGGGCUUACGGAUCGAAAGCUUUGCAGUAAUAAAUUUACGUGGUGUUUCCACAAACAAAAACAAUUAUAAAUUCCAGUUGAACAAUAACAUGUAGUUGAGAUUGGAAGAAUUACAAUAUACAAAUCAAUCAAUCAAACUGUCAAUAAAUCAUAAUACAGUCACAACGGAAUUGUCAAUAAAUCAUUUUUGUACUAGUUUUUGCAAAGCAAAAUAAAGGGGAAAUAUACAUUUUCUAAAACUAAGCAUUGGAAAUCCUUACAAUCCAAAUCUGCCUUGAAUCUUAACACUUCUCUCUAAUCUAACCCAAUAUUUUUAUUAAACAUAGCCCUUGAACCGCGACAGUUGACAAGGUGGGAUGUCCAUGAACUAACAAGGAGUGCCUACGAUUUGGGAGUGCGAUAUUUUGGUGGCUGUUGCGGCUUCAAAGCGUAUCACAUUCGAGCAAUCUCUGAAGAGGUGGGCGGUGCAUUAAUAAUACCAUCAUCAUGAGGAUUUACCAUUAAGGAUUUACCACCAAGAUGAUGAGGUUUACCAUUAUCAUCAUCACCACCAUUCUCACACAAUAUUACAUUAUUACAUUAUCAUUUAGCUCCCUUUCCAUCGGGGCUUUUCAGUUACCGAUUAAAUCAAUGAUGUUCGCAGGGUAUUGGGCUGGUAUUCCCAAGGUCGUAGCUUCAAUUCCCACCGUGGCCAGGCAUAUUUUUCAAGCCUGCCCGGUGUGGAUACACACUCAGAGUAACAUCACAAACAUCAUAUUCACCUGAGUACACAACACCAACACAAAAAAAAAUGAUGUUUGUGAUGUUACUCUGAGUCUAUAUCCACACCGGGCAAGCAUGAAAAGUAUAUGUCGAUCUGGCCACGGUGGGAAUCGAGCGUACGACCUUACUAGCCCAAUGCUCUGCCGACUGAGCUACGCGGUCAGGUCGGUUCGAGUAUGUGAUAUUUCGGAACUGAGUCUAGUUCUUUCGAUAUCAAUAACACGAACGCAAAAAAAAUUACGAUUACAUCCAAUAUUACGCUUAUACUUAUGUUACUUACUUAGCUUAGACUAUUUUAUCUUUACAACAAUUGUGAUGUUACUUUCCUAACUGUGUUGAUCCUAACCCACCCAGUCAACUUUCCCUGUGGGAGGAAACCAGAGCGUCUGGAGAAAACCCACGACUUUUGGCAGAGCGUUGACUGACUCUUUUCACAUGAGUCCGUAGCGAGAAUUGAGCCCACGAACUCAGAGGUGAAAGGCGCUUUCUCUGACGACUGCGUGACCAAAACCCCGACCACCAUAUCCACCACUACCACUAGAUCCAUCACUAUUAUCAUUAUCAAAAUCAUCAUAACACAAUCAUCAGCAGCACAAUCAUCAUAACUAUUAUCAUCAUCAUCACUCUCAUAAUCACCGAGAUAUCAUUCCUACCAUUGACAUCGUCAUUACCAUUAUCAUCAUCACGAUCAUCUCCACCAUUAUCAUCAUCAUCAUUACUUACAAUUAUCAUAACGAUCAUCAUCACGAUUAUCCCGCCAUUAUCAUCAUCAUUACAAUUAUCAUAACCAUCAUCAUCACGAUCAUCUCCACCAUUAUCAUGGUCGUUAUCAUCGUCACCAUGAUCAUUGCUAUCACCAGCACAAUCACAUCAUUGAUUUUACACCAGAUUUUUUUAUUUCUUGAAGCUUGAAAAAGAACGAGGUACAAAAGCAGCAAGCAGCGCGAAACACAAACCUUUUAAAACAAUGCCCUCUUCAACAUUUGGUCAAGUGUAAGUUCAGCGGUUUAGUUAUGUGACCAAAAUUUCCCUGUUGUCCCCUUUUGCAUUUGACCAACAUUAUUCGAAACCUUUUUUAUUAUUAGUCAAAAGUAAUUGACGAAAGUAAUGUAAUGGUUUUCGACAGUUUUCAGAAAGUUUGGAGUACGUCGAAGCAUUUUUUAAUUUUAAAAAAUGCCAUAGCUCUUUCUUUCCAUUUGUAAAUCCUUGUCCAAACAUACUUUUCAUUAAAAUCUCAAAAUUCAAAUUUCAUGCAGGGAGCGAAAUGAAGAAUAUUGGUUGAACUUGAAGCCAGCGUCUGGGCGACCAUUUUGUCCCUCAUACA
Paramuricea clavata is the source of this 22501-nucleotide messenger RNA. The record is from the annotation of a GenBank genome assembly. NCBI's taxonomy places the organism in Eukaryota, Metazoa, Cnidaria, Anthozoa, Malacalcyonacea, Plexauridae.